AUGUAAAGUUCACAAUGCAUAUCUAUGAGAAUCGAUGAUCCUCAAAAUUCAUUAAAGAUUUACUAUUCAGUUAUAACUAAUGAAGAAAAAAAUAAUGUCCUAAAAAUGAGUAUCAGCUACGCUACUCCUGUUUCAAAUCCUUCAUUCCAAUAACAUGUGGAAGCAAGCUUUCAAUUGAUAGAAUGGAUGAAUGUUAAUUUAUUGGUAAAGUAGAUGAUAUAUUCUGAUAAAUAUUAAUUCGAUUAUCUAGUUGGUAACAUCUUCUACUCCUCACCAAAUAAUCAGUAUUAAAUUGCUGUAUUAUGGAGUGAUACAACUUAGUAAAUCUUGAUUGACAAUACAAAAAUUGAAGGCUAAAUUCAUUUCUUAACAUCGGAAGUUUUUGAUAACAUAACUAACCUUUUUGUUACUUUUGACAAAGCCUAUACCAUCAUUCCUAGCAAUGACUGGCUUUUUAACGCUCAAAAUAAUUACGUUACAACAGAAAAAGUCAUAUAGGAUAGACCAUAUCAAACAGGAUCUCUUAAUAUUUUAGUAACAACAAACGGCCUCUUAUCUUAAUACGACUGCUACCUAAAUGAAACUUGCAAAAUCCUUAUUGGAAAUUUUACCCUGCCUAAUUGCACAGAUGCCUCUGAUAUUAAUCUUGCAAUAGAUCUCUUUGCAUAUAGACCAGAUUCAAAAUACAAAUUUUAGCAAGAAGAUUUCGCUUAAAAUAAAGAUUUAUAUCUAGAAUUUUUCCCAGUUCAAAGCAAUUUAAUUGGCUAAAAGAAUUAGUUCAAAUAAAGUUUCUAAGAGCUAAUAUUGAGUUAAAGUUAAUGCUAUGGAGAAUUAGCAGAGUACAAUGUAUUUAAUGAAAACUUUGGUACUAAUCUGCCAAAAUUUAUUACUUGCGAUAAAGAUAAAACAACUGAGUGUUAAGUAUUAAGCAACAGCAUAAGAGAUGUAGGAGCUUACAAAAUAAGAUUCUUCAUAAAACUAUCUAGACUCGAUUAAGAUUAUCAUUUUAACUUUGAUUGGGAGUUAGUGGUUAAGCUGUCAAGUUGGCUGAUAUUCAAUACUCCUCCAUACUUUCUUUGGAAUGUAACAGAUGUCUUUGUUUAUGAAAAUUAAAUUCAAAAAUUAAUGCUGCCUAAAAUAAUUGAUAAAGAGAAUGAUCGCUAUGAUCGUGUCUCUUAACUAAAUUUAACUGGAACUCUGAGAGCUAAAGUUUUCUUGAUCAUUUAGCUACACUUUGAUGACUACAAAAAUAUCUCAAUGACUUCAGUAAUUAUUCAUAUUAACAGUUUCUUUAAGCGAUGGGAUAUUUUGGAGGUCUAUUUCAAGAAAUAUUACUUUUACAUUGACUCAAAAGUCUUAAAGUUUCAGUUUACUCUGGGGAAUGAUCAAUAGUUUUUAACUGAUAUCCCAUCUACCACUAAUGGCUAUUAUUAUACCGACAAACACCUAGAUGCUAUUUGA
Stylonychia lemnae is the source of this 1461-nucleotide messenger RNA. The record is from the annotation of a GenBank genome assembly. Lineage: Eukaryota; Ciliophora; Spirotrichea; Sporadotrichida; Oxytrichidae.